Messenger RNA from Aspergillus wentii DTO 134E9, 1204 nucleotides. RefSeq lists its product as uncharacterized. The record is from RefSeq and is a predicted model, not a curated record. The transcript has a single exon. NCBI's taxonomy places the organism in Eukaryota, Fungi, Ascomycota, Eurotiomycetes, Eurotiales, Aspergillaceae. The coding region runs from base 129 to 1130 and encodes 333 amino acids.
CAGGCUAACCGGAAUAGGCAGGCGCCAACACGAGACGCGUCGAGAACCAAAAAAAUACCAAUAAUUAAUGAAAGCGGAAAGAGGCCAGACGGAUGGCUUCGACCAUUGACGAGUUAUGAGAUACGACCAUGAAUCCUUUCCUCCCUAACAACACUCCCUCCAUGGACCUCUCCGGCCGCACUCCCAUCUACCGAUUGUCGCAGGUCGAGCAGUCCUGGCCUCAAGUCCCCACCCCCACCCCUAGCAACUACGUCUCGCCGUACCGACCACCGCAGCACCAACAAGAUCAGCAGCAGCAAGGACUGCCGCCCCAACAAUCCCCGGAUUCCGCACAGCUGCAGAAUGAUAACGCCGCGGGUGAGGGGUCUCCUGGUGAAAGUCCCCCGCCCGAUGGAGAGGGCGCAGUAGACACACCGUCUUCGCAGAAACGACGGGGGCGGAAGCUACUGGAGGAGCAGGUGGCGGUGCUUUUUAAUUGCUGCCUCGAGCAGCAAGGGUUAUAUGCAGACCAGGACCGAGUGCGGUUUUGGAUCACCGUCGCGUCCAAGCUGAAGCAGCGGACGCGACGGAGUUUCGCAUGGCAGUCAUGCCGGCGGAUCGUCACGGAUCGAUCGUUAGAGAGGCGGGUUCAUCGCCGGGAGAUCGAGGUCGGGAGACGAACAGAAGAACAAGCCCCAUCUGAACUGACAAUGGCGAUUGAUCGGUGGAUUGCAAUGGAAGACAUGAUGGAGCAGCAGAUAUCGGCGGCGUUGACAGCGAAGCGGUCCUGGGGACAAACACAACCGGCUGGGCCGGGGGAACCAGCGGCAGUGGCAGCAGCACCAGUAAUAGCAACGCCAGGAUCAGGACCAGGGCCAGCCAAACGGGUCAAGCAAUCGCCGUUAAAGGCUACAUUGGCAGAGUCGCUGGUGAAACUGAGCGAGUCGUUGACGCAGGAGGCGGAAAGCGAUAGUAUGAAAGAGGAGAUGGUCACAGAGGUACGGGAUGUCCGACGAGGGAUGGACGAUAUGCGGCAGAGUAUGGAGGAAACUAGAAAAGAAUUGAAUGCAUUGCGAGUUGAUAUGAAUCGCAAGUUCGAGUUGGUGAUUCAACUGUUAACGGAGAUGAAGGAGCAGGAGGAGUCGGGGUAGUUCAGGUGUACGAUAGUAGCAUUUGUACAUAGCAUCCAUAGUAAAUAAGCGUAUCUAUAUCUUCUAUCUACCUC